AUGACUUUAGUCUAUGUUCACACUCUGUUCCGCAGGAACACAAAUCGAUCAAGCCAUUUGGCAGCGCUAUUUCGAUUCCUCGAAGCCGGCCAGGGAAGGCUCUGCAUAUCAUUGUUCAUGAAUGAUCACGUACUCCAAGUUACAGUUCUGGGUGAGUAUCAAGGUCUCUCCAUAAUGCUACAAAAUCUGCUAGACGUAAUGCGACCUUUUGGACUGUUUGAGCAUUGGAGCUACACCGGUGAUUGCGUUUUGGAACAAUUAGGGAGCGAUAGGUUGUUCGACACAUAUUUUAUGCGGGAGGAGGAACAAAGCUCUGCGUAA
Molecule: messenger RNA, 321 nt
Organism: Fusarium graminearum PH-1
Lineage: Eukaryota; Fungi; Ascomycota; Sordariomycetes; Hypocreales; Nectriaceae
Exons: 1
Coding region: 1-321 (106 amino acids)
Source: RefSeq, a predicted model, not a curated record